AUGCACACUCUUGCGAUUUCAGAUAUAUUCAUAAGAACGGGUUUGAAAAAAUCUUGUAAACUCACAGAAGCCUCUUUCAUUAAAAAUAGAGGAAAACAUAAUAGCCACUUCAAAUUGGAUGCUAGCAUUAUAGCUGGUGUCAAGGCUCAUAUCAAUUCGAUUCCUAGAAUUGAGAGCCAUUAUUGCCGUGCGCAAACAAAGCAGGACUUUAUUGAAGGUGGCUACACAAUUGCUGCUUUACACCGAGACUAUAUUGAGGCAUGUAAGCUUGAGAGUAAAGAUUAUGUCUCGUAUCAAAAUUAUUAUAACAUCUUCGUUAAAGACUUUAACAUCUCAUUUUGGGUACCAAAAAAGGAUCCGUGCGAAGAUUGUGUCGCUUUUGCUAAUGCUGAAAAUAAAACUCCUUUACGGGAAAAGUACGAACUGCACUUAAAAGAAAAAUGUCUUUCGCGAACUGAAAAAGAAUAA
This is a messenger RNA of Parnassius apollo (apollo), 468 nucleotides long. Lineage: Eukaryota; Metazoa; Arthropoda; Insecta; Lepidoptera; Papilionidae. The record is from the annotation of a GenBank genome assembly.